UGUUUGACGUUAUCAGCAAAAGUUAAAUGAUCCUUCAUUUUCACUCUCAUUUCAUUCCUCCUGUAAAGUCCACACACCAUUCCAUCUGAUCACCUCUUCAUUCCCAUUCCUCUCCACUCUCCGCCUAACCGUCUAUCACACAAACCAUGGCCAGCGAUCUCCAUUUCUACGCCAUCCUCUUCCUCAUCUGGCUCAUCUCCACUGUCCUUAUCCGGAUCAUCUUCUCUAAUUCCCGAACCAGGGCCCGCCACCUCCCUCCGGGCCCGAUACCCCUCCCCAUCAUCGGACAUCUCCACCUCCUCGGUCCCAUCCCUCACCAAGCUUUCCACAAGCUCUCCAAGCGCUAUGGCUCGUUGAUCCACCUCCGCCUCGGCUCUGUCCCCGCUGUCGUCGCCUCCAACGCUGACAUUGCAAGAGAAAUCCUCAAGACCCAUGAGACCACCUUCGCAUCCCGACCUCAACCAUCAGCCAUCCGUUACCUCGCCUACGGCACCUCUGGUUUCGCUUUCGCUCCUUACGGCCCCUACUGGAAGUUCAUGAAGAAGCUCUGCAUGUCCGAUCUCUUAGGUGGGCGGACGCUUGAUCAGCUCCAGCCCAUCCGUAGUGAAGAGAUCCGGCGAUUCUUGCGACUUCUACAUAAGAAAUCCAAUGGAGGAGAAGCAGUCGAUGUUAGCCGAGAGCUCGUAACGAUGACGAACAACACAGUAUCGAGGAUGGCAAUGAGCUGCAUAUGUUCGGACUCGGAAGGGGAGGCGGAAGAGAUGAGAAAGCUGGUGCACGAAGUGGCGGUGCUGGCCGGCACGUUCAACAUAUCGGAUUAUAUCGGGUUAUGUCGGAAUUUGGAUUUGCAGGGACUGAAGAAGAGGUACAAGGACGUGCACCAGAGAUUCGAUGCGAUGAUGGAGAGGAUCAUCAAAGAGCAUGAAGAACAGAGGAAGAUGAAGAUAGGGAGAGGCGAUGGUGUGAAGGAUAUUCUCGAUAUUUUGCUCGAGAUAACGGAAGAUGAGAGCGCCGAGAUGAAACUGACGAGGGACAACAUCAAAGCCUUUAUCCUGGAUAUCUAUGUGGCAGGAACCGAUACGUCUGCAAUCACAACGGAAUGGGCCUUGGCGGAACUCAUCAACCAUCCCGACAUGUUCAAGAAAGCAAGGGUAGAGAUCGAUUCAGUCGUAGGAAAGAAUAGAUUGGCUGAAGAAUCAGACGUCCCAAAUCUUCCUUAUCUCCAGGCAAUUGUCAAAGAAACACUCCGACUGCACCCGAGCCCUCUGCUUCAUAGAGAAUCCACUGAAGAUUGCAAGAUCGGAGGCUACGAUGUACCGGCUAACACCCUAGUGUUCGUCAAUGUGUGGGCCAUCGGAAGGGACCCUGAGCAUUGGGUUGACCCACUUGAAUUUCAUCCUGAGAGAUUCAUGCCGUCUGAUGAUGAGAGUGAUCGGAGUCACCACGUGGACGUUAGGGGGCAGCAUUUCCAUUACUUGCCGUUCGGGAGUGGUCGGAGAGGCUGCCCGGGCAUUUCUCUAGCGUUGCAGGUCGUACAAACGACGCUCGCUUCCAUGAUCCAAUGCUUUGAUUGGACGGUUGGGAUUGACGGAGAAAGUGCAACUGUUGAUAUGACGGAGGGCCCAGGAUUGACACUCCCUAGGGCACAUCCCUUGUUGUGUUUCCCCGUCGCCCGUGCAAAUCUCGUUCCUUUUAACUGACUUAUAUGAAACACUUAAGUUUGUGAUGCCCGCAUGUGUGUGAAACCACCACACAUGCCAGUGUGGGACACGUGUAUGAGGUCCACGCUUUCCAUGAGGUGGGCUACGUUGUCUAGUCAGAAUACUACUGCACAUCGUGUCCCACCCGAUGGAGAAUGUCGAAUGUGGGGAGCAUGCAACUUUGGCAAGUGCUUCUUUGCUUAGCAAUGUGUAGCCUGGUAGGAGCUAUUCCAAUAAGGCCUGCGGACCUAAUGUUCGUGUGUAAGUGUUACACGUGUUUUCCCUCCAUAGUCAGCUUUUUCAAUAAUAUUCUGAUAAUCGGAGUUUGUGAUGGGAAAGAUUAUUGCCACUGAAAUAAAUGUUUUGAUUAAUCA
Messenger RNA from Magnolia sinica, 2074 nucleotides. RefSeq names its product cytochrome P450 93A3-like. Gene Ontology annotation, molecular function: heme binding; iron ion binding; oxidoreductase activity, acting on paired donors, with incorporation or reduction of molecular oxygen, NAD(P)H as one donor, and incorporation of one atom of oxygen. The transcript has 2 exons. The record is from RefSeq and is a predicted model, not a curated record. The coding region runs from base 147 to 1700 and encodes 517 amino acids. Gene Ontology annotation, cellular component: membrane. Lineage: Eukaryota; Viridiplantae; Streptophyta; Magnoliopsida; Magnoliales; Magnoliaceae.